This is a messenger RNA of Morchella sextelata, 513 nucleotides long. RefSeq lists its product as uncharacterized. Bases 1 to 513 code for a protein of 170 amino acids. The record is from RefSeq and is a predicted model, not a curated record. The transcript has a single exon. Lineage: Eukaryota; Fungi; Ascomycota; Pezizomycetes; Pezizales; Morchellaceae.
AUGCCUGUACCGUACCAGACCCGAUUCUUUAAGCGCCAGCACUACGAGGCCGCUACCUCACCUUCAGUGCAGCCCGAUGGUUUUAGCUCUCCGAGAACUCUAGGGGAUGAUGGCGGUGUGCGCCUCAGGGAUUCCGGGGACGAAGAGGAGGAGGAGGAGGAGGCGGAGGAGGAGGAGGAGGCGGAGGAGGAGGGGCAAGGGAUGGAGAGAGCCCAGGCCAGGAAGAAGAGAAAGAUUUCUUGUGAGGAAGCUCUGCGCGCGCUCAGGACUAUUGAGAUCUAUUUCGCCCAGGAGGGCCUCGACCCGCAGGAGGAGUUCUUUCCGGACUUCUUGCAGAUGCGCGGGGGCAUUGUUAGGGCGGGAGAGGAGCAGGCCGGCGGUGAGGGCGAGGAAGAGGAAGGGGAGGGGGAGGAGGAGGAAGAGGAAGAGAGUGAUGUCCCGAGCGAAAUUUCUUCCUCCUCUUCCUUGGGGAGUGCGUAUUCGGGUGGUGAUGAGGGUGAGGGAGAAGAUUAG